AGAAACCGUCAGUCAGUGCAGACCAGCGCUCGAAUCGUUUCGCUGGUUCCCUACCGUUCCGCUUACCAUCCACUCGAACACGUUACACGCCGUCGCAUAAUUAUUUUCAAAUCGAAAUUGUUUAUCAUAAAGGUAUAUAUAAUUUUUUUCACGUUUUGUUUUUGUGUUCCGUGCUGUAGAUCAAAAACAAAAGAAAAAAGAAAAUAAUAAUAAAAGACAAAAAAAAAAAAAUUGAAGAAAAUACGGUUAAACGACAUGGUCGUCUGGUCCCAGUGUUUCGUAUUAAUAAUAGGCCGAGAAUGUCCCUUGGGCACAGCUCCAACGUGAAGCCGCCACCGUUGUUUUCGUAUUUAUCAUAACACAAUAUCUAGAUUUUCGUUUAAAAUAAAUAAAUAAAAAUAAAAUAUACGAAUUACGUAUGUAUACGUAGACUGCGGUAUAUUAUACCCGAUACACCUACAACGACGGUAUAUAUACAUUAUAUAAUACAGUAUAAUCGCAUAUAUUCGUUACAUUAUAUACAUCCGAAUCACCGACAAGCCACUCGGACGUUGAAUAUAAUUUUUUUCUCUGAUAAAAAUUUAAUAUUAAAAUAUUAAAAACGAAAUCGUGUGGUCGGUUAUUGGAGCUGUCUUUAUAUUGUAACGCGAGCGCAAUCGCUUCUACUACUACUACAACUGCUUAUAUUAGUCGUCAUUCGAACCGAAAUUCAGCGAAUCUGAUGCAUGGAUACGUUGACCAGAAACAUGCCGUCCAAAAAGCAGUACAACCUCGUGCCCAACGAUGAUUACGACACUAGAAUACCUAUGCAUCCGGAAGAGGCGUUCGAGCACGGUAUUACAUUCCACGCCAAGUUCAUUGGAUCUCUGGAUGUUCCCAGGCCAGUGAACCGGGUCGAAAUAGUGGCAGCCAUGAGGCGGAUUAGAUACGAGUUUAAAGCUAAGGGCAUAAAGAAGAAAAAAGUAUCUAUAGAAGUUUCCGUCGAAGGUGUCCGUAUUACUUUAAGAAAGAAAAAAAAGAAAAAACAAUGGACGGACGAGAAUAACCUGCUUCUAAUGCAACAUCCUAUUUAUAGAAUAUUUUACGUUUCUCACGAUUCUCAAGACAUGAAAAUAUUCAGUUACAUAGCUAGAGAUGGUUCCACCAACGUGUUCAAGUGUAAUGUGUUCAAGGCAAAUAAAAAGAGCCAAGCGAUGCGAGUGGUGCGGACGGUGGGCCAAGCGUUCGAAGUGUGCCACAGAGUCAACCCGUCCGAAGACGGCGGCGACAGGGACGAGGACGGGACGACGUCGUACAGACGUCGCGACGACGACGACGAUGACGACGACGAUUGCGACGACGACGACGACGACGAUCCCCGAGGAGACGAUUCGGGCGACGAGGACGACGAGGCGGACGACGGUUCCAUGUCGAAACGAGACACAUUCGAAAAUCAAGGUAGACUGGAAACAUCUGUCGGAAACGAUUCUGUUUCAUCAUUGGACGGAGCUAGAAGGGACGGAGGCCCUAAUGACACACAACGACCUUUACGACUAGAUAUCAUUCCACCACCAUCGGCCUCGUCAGUCAACCACAGACGUUCCUCGCCAAUGAACGGCAGUGAAGUAUUUAGCUCUCCAAUGACUGAAACAUCAAAAGGCGACGGUGUCCCAUUGUCCUCUUUGAGCGUACAACAUGAAAUGCAAUUAUUGCGCCAGCAACUAGACCAACAAACGCAUCAGACACAAGCUGCAGUGGCUCAAGUGCACAUGCUCAGGGACCAGUUGGCGGCCGAAACCACCGCCAGGAUGGAAGCUCAGGCGAGGACACACCAGCUUUUGGUGCACAACAAGGAACUGCUGGAUCACAUCGCUUCGUUGGUGUCGUUGCUGCACGACCAGGAAAGGAUCAGAAGUGAAAUGCAACACCAUUCGCUUCCUCCGCAUCCCAUGAUGUGCGACUUGCCGACACCAUCAUCCGCACCGGCGUCCUACCUGCCGGAAUUGCCACCGCCGUCGCCCCGGCACAGGGCCCCGGCGUACCACAUGCCCAUGAACUUUGACUUCAACUUCAGUCAGCCCGCGCCGACGGUCGACCAACAGUUUCAAGCGCAGCUAUUGCAGCGGCUCCAGUCGCUGACCGGCACGAUAGCGGCGAACAGCGCGUCCGCCGCGGGCCCGUACCAACAACAGCGACCCGCGGCGUACCAACCGCACCUGUACGCGCCAUCCGCGCACCAGCAGUCACAGUCCACGUCGCCGACGCACAUCAACUGCAGGCCGUUGUCGCAGUCGUCGUACUCGUCGUCGCCGGUGGCCAGUCGGGCUGGCGUCGACUGUUGCGGCGGCACCACAAACGACGGCAUCAUCAAACCGCUGUCGGACGAUCGGCAGGUGACGGUGGUGGUGGUCGACGACCGGACCGCCGGCGAACCGUCACCGCCGUCGCCGCACCACCCGGAACCGCCGGAACCGUCGACGGUGCUAUCGCCGCCGCCGCCCGGCAAGCAGCAAAAGUCGUUGCUGAAGGUGUCGUCGUCGUCGUCGUCGCCGACCAGUGGUGCCAGCCGAGCGGCCGGUAAAAAGUCCGCGUCCGUGGUGGGCAACGGCCCGAUAACGAGGUCGACCAGUGAAAAGGUGCCCAACAAGAGCAAUCUGAUGAGCCAAGUGCACAGGACCACCUGGGCCCGACACACCACUAAAUAGAUCCGUCCGGGAAAUCCGUGCACGUUGUAAAUGUGUUUUUUUCACCGCGGCCGAGUGCAAUACAAUAUAUAUAUAUAUAUAUAUAUAUAUGUGUGUGUGUGCGUAUGCAUGUGCAUAUUAUAUACACAUUAUGCACAUCUACUCUUAAGCAUACAAAAAUGCAAUAAAACCGCAUUGAGGUUAUGUGUAUGUGCGUGUAUGCGUGUACAUCCAGGUGAUUCUUUUAUGCCGCGAACCACUCAUUAUUUUAAAAACAAUUCACCUGUUUAUGAAAAUAUUUCUUUUACACAACUGUGAGUGAUAAAAAGACAAAAAUGUUGAAAAAAAAAAUUUUUUACUAUUUUUUAUCGUUAUAGUUUUGUACGUACAAUAACAUACCGUUUUGAAUUUUAUACUCCGAAGCUGAAUAUUAUUCGUAGUAUUUCGGUGUAUAAAAAUCAAAUUUUGGACGAAUAAUAGUUUAUUAUGAGUAUAUUAGUACUUAAAGUUUAGACGAGCGGAGUAAUGGACCAACAUUUUGAUCUCUAGAUACAAAAAUACGCCGAAUAAUAUUUUGCUUUGGUAUAUGAAAUGGACACUAUCGUACAAAAAUUAAAAAAAAAAAGAUUUUUUAAUAAAAAAAAAUUUAUUUUGAAAUAAUGAAUGAUCAAUGAUAAAUAAAUCACUCUACAUGUGUAUAUAUUUAUAUAUAUUUAUAUUUCUAUGUAUAAUAUAUUUAUGUAUGUAUAUGUUAAAAUUUUACAUAAUAUAAUAUGUAUAAUGUGAACGGAAUAUCGGGAAUUUCGAUUUUCGCUGGACGGUAUAAUAAUACACUAAUAUUAUUAUUAUUAUUAUUAUUACGGUCAUAAGACAUCAAAUGCAACUUUAUAAUAUAAUAUUUAUCUGGUCGCGAAAGCGUUUUGUUAUGUCGUCGACGAUAUCAUAUUAUUAUUAUUAUUAUUACUAUUAUUCCGAUAAAACCGAUAUUAUGUUUUUGUUAUGUAUCAUAAUAUAUUAUUAUUACUAUUUCCCGCUAUGCCUACCGCCAAUUCGUGACUGUUGAAUUUUUAUAAUAUAACAUAAAAUAAAAAAAAUAUUUUGAUACAAAAAUGAAUUAUCAAUUGUUUGUUUUGGUUAUGUUAUGUUGAAAUUAUAAAAUUUUAUUUUACUACACUCAUUACCUAUAUUAUAAUAUUACUUUGGGACGUCUGGGUUCUGAUCAGUAUCCAUUUCCAUAAUUUUUUUAUGCCUUAUACGAAUACUUAUCGACAAAUUCGAGUCGAUCGAUAUUUAAUAUCAUAGCGUUAUAAUAAUAUACUAUAUAUAAUAUAUGGCAUAUUUACUUACAUCUUACAUAUAGAACGAAAUCGAGAAUAAUAACUGCAAAUGAGGUAAACUAAGUUUGGUAACUGUAAUGUAUGGUAUUUUAAGAAAUAUACUUCAACAAUGUUUUUUUCACCAGUUGACAGUAUUCGACCGUUUUAUAAUAUUAUUGGUAUAAUAUGACGUGUCGUCAAUGUUUGUACGAAGUACGAACUAAAAAACGAAAUAAAGUCAUAUGCACUCUACGACAGACUGACUAUUUUAUUAAUGUUUUAAUCUUAAUGGAAUUGUAUUGUUGUUAUUACCUAUGUUAAGCCAUGUAUAUGAUUAUGAAUAUGAAAUGAAGAGUACAUUAUUUUUUAAAUAAAUUUAAUAUUUGUA
Messenger RNA from Aphis gossypii (cotton aphid), 4367 nucleotides. RefSeq names its product carboxyl-terminal PDZ ligand of neuronal nitric oxide synthase protein. Bases 726 to 2684 code for a protein of 652 amino acids. The record is from RefSeq and is a predicted model, not a curated record. NCBI's taxonomy places the organism in Eukaryota, Metazoa, Arthropoda, Insecta, Hemiptera, Aphididae. Gene Ontology annotation, molecular function: nitric-oxide synthase binding. The transcript has 10 exons.